AUGGCAUGGAAGGGAAAGAGAAAAAAAAAAUCAGGGAUCUCAGAAAUAUCCGCUAGUCCAGCUAUUGCAUUUACCGAGACGGCUGUUGCAAAGGACGAGGCCACCGCAAAAAUGAAAGAGCUUGUCCUAAGCCAUUUUCUCAAUCCGAAGUACAGCGAUUUAUCUAUCAUCUGUAGCGGUGAAGUCUUCCCAGCUCAUCAGAACAUUGUCUGCCCUCAAUCGAGGUAUUUUGAAAUUGCCUGUGAUGGUCGGUUUAAGGAAGGUAACGGGGAAAUAAAGCUCAACGAUCGCGACCCUAUGCUCGUCAGGAAGAUGCUCGAAUUCUUGUACACGGGUGACUAUACCUAUGAAGUUUCAAAUGCAAGGGGCAGCUUUGACUCCGAGAAUAUCACCGGGGAGCUUUCACAUACAUACCUGGAUAAGGAUCUUCAGGCAGACACAGGGACAGAAGUAUUCACAGACAUACAGGGAGAAGCUAGCAGUGCAAACCCACCAACCGGUCAGGCCAUAUUUCACGCCCAAAUGUACGCACAAGGUGCCUAUUUUCAAAUAGAGGGAUUGAAGAUUAGGGCGAAGGAGUACUUCCAGGAGUCUUUCAUGAAAUUUCCAGACCGAGAAUCAUUCACCUCCGCGGUGCUUGAGGUGUACGGCUCGACAGAAGGCCACGACCGAGGGCUCAGGGACCUUGUCGUCCAGAUGACGACGGAUAACCUUAUGCUUCUGAGGGCUAACAACAACCCCAUAUUGGACGGCACCUUUUUGGAAGUGGUUCCCAACUUCAUGUUGGAAAUUUGUCUUUCUGCCUUGGACAGAUGUGCCAAGCAUCAGAAGGAAUAUAGAAAAUGGGGCUACUACGAUUAG
Messenger RNA from Aspergillus alliaceus, 861 nucleotides. Its product is annotated as BTB/POZ domain-containing protein. Bases 1 to 861 code for a protein of 286 amino acids. Gene Ontology annotation, molecular function: protein binding. Lineage: Eukaryota; Fungi; Ascomycota; Eurotiomycetes; Eurotiales; Aspergillaceae. The record is from RefSeq and is a predicted model, not a curated record. The transcript has 3 exons.